Messenger RNA from Leptidea sinapis, 1029 nucleotides. RefSeq lists its product as uncharacterized. NCBI's taxonomy places the organism in Eukaryota, Metazoa, Arthropoda, Insecta, Lepidoptera, Pieridae. The coding region runs from base 1 to 1029 and encodes 342 amino acids. The transcript has a single exon. The record is from RefSeq and is a predicted model, not a curated record.
AUGAAUUGCCAAGAGUGUAAUAAAAAGAUAGACCGUGGAUGCCUAUUAAAUUGUUCCUCGUGCAAGGGUCCACACCACUUUUCCUGUAUGAAUAUUGAUUCAGCAAAAUUCAAGGAUCAUCGUCAAGAACUGAACCGGACUGUAAAAUGUGGCAAAUGCAAACGUCAUUCGUUGACAGAUACGCCUGCCUUGAACUCAACAUCUUUAAACAUUGACACAAAUGUCAAUAAAGCUAACCCAAUAUUGCAGUCUCCUAACAACCAAGAUCAUUUCGUAACAGAAAACCGUCUUCGUGACAUUCUCAGACAGGAAGUGUCACAAAUAAUUAAACAGCAAGUUGCCGAACAACUGAAGGACAUCAAAACACAGGUGAGAAGUUACCAAGAUUCCUUUGAGUUCUUCAAUAAGCAAUACGAAGAUCUCAAAAAAUCGUUGGACGAAAAAAAUGAAGUCAUAAAAUAUCUUCAAACGGACAAUCAAAAACUACAAAGUUCCGUUAAAGAUUUGACAACUAGGUUGAGCAACGUCGAACAACUCAUGCGCGAAUCUAACGUUGAAAUAAACGGGCUCCCUGAACAUCGAUCCGAAAAUCUGUCCACAACUAUUAUAAGCCUUGCUGAAGCUGUUGGAUGCUCUAUUGGAGAUGCUGAUAUUCAACAUGUUACUCGCGUGGCUAAAUUGGACAAAGAAAGUACAAGGCCCCGAGCUGUAAUAGCAAAACUACGAAGUGCUCGUCAACGUGAUACCCUCUUAGCCGCAGUCACAAAGUUCAAUAAAAAUAAAAAGGCUCAUGAAAAGCUAAACUCUGGCCAUUUCGGUGUUUCUGGAAGUGCUCCUCUUGCCCCAAUCUACGUUAGCGAACAUCUUACCCCAGCAUAUAAGUCUUUACAUGCAGCUGCUCGAACAACGACUAAAGUCUCGGGCUAUAAGUAUGUAUGGGUUCGUAACGGGCGAAUCUAUAUGAGAAAAGACGAAUCGUGCUCCUGCAUUCUAAUCCGCAGUCAUGACACUCUCAAGUCAAUUACUUAG